AUGGAGCUGGAGAUUACCAACGAAUCCAAGAUCGCUUCGUUCCAAUGCGACACCGGCAUUGACAACUUGACGCCAGAAAGCGCGACAGAGAUCUUCGAUGAAUAUUGUCACAAAUCUUUGAAGCUGUCAGAAGAGUUGCCGUCUGCCAAGCUCGAGACAGAAAACGGGCGCCGCACGUUCAGUGUAGAACAUCUGCCGGAGAAUGCAGCAACAUACUGCUACAAGUGCUCCUCUCCCGGUGUUUAUGACAAGAAGGAGCUGCCCAGCCAGAACUCAAAUGCAUGCACCGUGAAAAUAAAGGUUUCUGCCGCUAAUGUCGGCAGUGCUGCAGUUACCUCAGCCACCACAGGUGUAGCGUCGCCUCUGGUUCUAGGGUCAGCUAUUUCACUAUUCUUUUUCCUGUCUAUUUUGUAA
This is a messenger RNA of Toxoplasma gondii ME49, 414 nucleotides long. It is a transcript of the gene SRS52D, whose product is annotated as SAG-related sequence SRS52D. Gene Ontology annotation, cellular component: membrane. The record is from RefSeq and is a predicted model, not a curated record. Lineage: Eukaryota; Apicomplexa; Conoidasida; Eucoccidiorida; Sarcocystidae. The coding region runs from base 1 to 414 and encodes 137 amino acids. The transcript has a single exon.